AUCCGGAAUUCUACAGUAUGAGUUUGUGUUUUUCUUAACCGGAAGUUAACAGAAAAGGGAGGGGUGUUUAUAAAACUGAUUUAACCAAGACCUGUUGUAGUGUUUAUUUUGAUAUUUCGCCUGUAUAUUCUUAAGUCGAGAUCAGAUAAACUAAAACUAAAGAAUAUGCGAUGAUACUCCUUUACAUUGUGUAGAAAAGUUAACAAAAAGGACGAAAAUGGCGAAUCAGGGGUUUGUUCCUGGUGGAGCCGUAAACCCAUCAACUCAAGUUGAAAUCAGCGUUUCUUGCAGAAACCUACAGGAUAAGGACACGUUCUCCAAAUCUGAUCCAAUGUGUGUGUUGUUCACUAAGGACACGAGAUCAGGCUCUUAUCAUGAGUUUUCCAGAACUGAGAUGAUUAAGGACACCCUCAAUCCAGACUUUGUACACAAGUUUGUGAUGAACUAUUUCUUUGAGGAGAGUCAGAAACUUAAAUUUGAAAUAUAUGAUGUUGACUCCCCUAAACAAGCCCUUACAUCUCAUGACUUCCUUGGGAGAUUGGAGUGUACUCUUGGUGAAAUUGUUGGGGGCUGCAGUGGAAGACUGGAUGCCAAGUUGCAGGGAUCUAAGGGACAGGGGCAGAUUAUUGUAAGAGCAGAAGAAAUGAGCAGCUCCAAGGAAAUGUUAACUCUUCACUUCAGUGGAAGCAAGUUAGACAAGAAAGACUUCUUUGGAAAAUCGGACCCUUUCCUAAUUUUCUAUAAAGCCAAUGAGGAUGGCAGUUUCACAGCUGUUCACAAGACUGAAGUUAUAAAAAAUACGUUAAACCCAACAUGGAAACCAUUUCAAAUUCCAGCGGUCAAGCUCUGCAAUGGUGACUAUGACAGAACUGUGAAGAUUGAAUGUUAUGACUGGGACAGUGAUGGAAGCAGCCAUGAUAUAAUAGGUUACUUCACCACCAAUGUAAGGGAGUUAACUGGAAAAUCAAACCUUAGUUUUGAGGUGAUAAAUCAAAAGAAGAAAGCAAAAAAGAAAGGCUAUAAAAAUUCGGGUCAGAUUCACUUACUCAGCAUAAAGAAGGAAAUAAAGCCAUCAUUCUUAGACUUCCUGAAAGGAGGGACACAGCUGAAUUUUACAGUUGCAAUAGAUUUUACUGGGUCCAAUGGAAAUCCCUCUUCUCCCCACUCUUUGCAUUACAUCAACCCUUAUCAGCCCAAUCAAUAUGUAGCAGCUAUCCAGGCUGUAGGGGAGAUAAUCCAGGACUACGAUAGCGACAAGCUAUUUCCAGUAUUGGGCUUCGGUGCCAAACUACCAGAUGGAUCUGUUUCACAUGAGUUUCCCAUCAAUUUUAAUGCAGCCAACCCGUAUGUGCAGGGAAUUGCAGGUAUUCUAGACGCUUACCAGAAUGCUAUAAGGAGAAUCCAACUUUAUGGACCAACCAACUUUUCACCAGUAAUUAGUCAUACAUCAAGAUUUGCAGCGUCCAUAAGAGAUGGUUCGAAUUAUUUUGUUCUGCUAAUUCUGACGGAUGGCGAGAUCACAGACACGAGAAAUACCAUUGAUGCCAUAGUGAAUGCAUCGCACUUGCCCCUUUCCAUCAUUAUUGUGGGAGUAGGAAAUGCAGAUUUUACAGCAAUGAAUGUGUUAGAUGCAGAUGAGCAGAGACUGUGUUCAAAUGGAAAGUAUGCUGUGCGAGACAUAGUACAGUUUGUUCCAUUCCGAGAUUUUCUUGGGGGACAGUUUGGAGGAAAUACUCAGGUUUCUCAGGCAGCCCUUGCCAAGGAAGUUCUGGCAGAAAUCCCACAACAGGUGGUGCAAUACAUGCAAGCCAACAAGAUUACUCCAAAGCCACCGAGGACAGAUAUUGCACUUCCUGGUCAAAAUCCAGCUCAGCAAAACCAGGCACAAAAUCAGCCUCCCCCUCCUCCACCUCAGAAUCAGGGAUCCUUGCCAGCAUGGGCAAAUCCUCCUCCAGGGGGCCCCAGUGCCCCUCUUAGUGCCCCUCCUGCAGGUGCUGGUGGUGCUUGUCCAUAUCCUCAACAAGGGCCCUGGUGAACAAAUGAUUUCAAAUAGUUGCAAUUAUAUCUGAUUUGUUAUUGUUUUUUUUUUAAAUUUUUUGUAUUCUACAUGUAAUUUUGUAGUGUGAUGAAAGUUAUAACCCAAAACAUUUAUCGUAUGGGGUUUUUGGUUUGUUUUUUCUUCAGCAAAUAUACCAAAUGAAGUUGAUAUUAAAAUCUGAACAUAUAUGCAUAUCAUUACAUUAUGUUACUCAAUGGUAGAUUUAAUUUUCCUUUUUCUUGAAUGUUUUAAUUUUAUGUUAAAUUAAAUACUACUAUUACCACAAUUAUUUUAGCAAAUAUAUCCCCCCCCCCCCCUCCCUCGAAUUAAAAUUACAUUUUGUACAGUAAUAAAAUUUUAUUUACUUCGAAGUUGAAGUUUUACAAACUAGUAUAUGUACUGUUAAAAAGAAUUCUUAUAAUAAUCCAAGUCGGACUAUUUGUCUUGCUACACAACAGGUGCCCUCACUGUAGCUUGCUGUUUAAAGUAACUCAUGUUCGUUAGAAGAUUCUAGUUUCAAUCAAACCUAACUUUGUUUAGUAGUUCUUUGCCUUUAAAGAACAAGAUACACUUUUGUUUUUAUUUUGCCCAGUUUUUCAUGUUAGUAUGAAAUGUUCAUAGAAAGGAAAGCAGGGUACUGUUUUAUAGAGUACUUCUAAGUGAGGAACUACAGAUUGUUAUCUUACUGAAGUUCAGCUUUAACUGUGACAAAAUAAACAGGUGAAUUGUCCCAUUUUGUGUCCAAAAUGGUGGUAGACCCACAUUUUGCACAGCAAUGCAGCAUGAAAAAGUAUACCAUGCAUACAUUACCCACAACAAACUAAUAUAUAUGAUGAAUCAUGUUAUAUUACACAAAAUAUUUUAAAAUUAGCAUUGAUGAUCUUGGAUGUGGAAAACUUUUUCCAACUUAAGAAUGUGGAAGAAAAAAAAAUGUGAUGUUCAUCUUCGAAGUUCAAUUUUUAAAAAAGAUUAAAUUUUAUGAAAUUGUUGCACAUUGACAUCACCACAGUUCUGUAAAAGAGAAUCUGUGUUUUAUUACAUAAUUAACAUUUAUUCAUCUUUACCAGUUUCAUGGAGUUUGAAUGAAUGUUAAUUUGUAAGAUUAAUGGUAAAAAUGGGUCUAAUUAGCUGAUAGAUAAAGAAUUGCUGAUGAUGAAUAUAAAUACAUGUGUAUACAGUUUAGUAUUUUAAUGUACAGGGUAUUGUAUUUUUGUGUGUAGAGAAGCCCUAGGAAAUCUAGACUAGUACUAAAAAACUAAAAAGGAAAAAAACCCAACAGACUUCCAUUUUUGAAUCCUUUAUAUAUUUCUGUAAUAACUCUGGAAAGAUUGGACAGGAACCAGUAGUGUGACAUUUAUUUAUAGAAACGAAAUGUGCAAUAAACUUUGUUUGUACAAUGGCUACCUGUCAAUUUACAAUUUGCUUAAUUGCAUAAUUUGAUCUUUUGAAAAGUGUUAGAAUGAUUUGCAUUGUCUUCCUUUUAUAUGACCAAGGACAGAACCUAGUCAUUUUUUGAUAGUCUUUUUUUGUGUUUUUAUGUCUGUAAAUUUCUGUAUAAUGAUGUUUGUAUUUUUGUCGUCCUUCUGCACACGGCAUUGUUACAGUUGUUAAACCAUACACACUGUCCACACAGCAGUAGCUUGUGUUAGGAACAAGAUAGUUAUGUUUUACGAUCUGGCUUUUACAAACUGUAACUUCUUAUACUAGCAUUAUAUUUUUGUUUUGCUACGCCUUUUUUUCUUCUUCAAAUUUAUGAUAACUUCAGGUACAUAAAUACACGUAUUUCUGUUUUGUUGUUAAAAAUUAAUUUUGUCUAAGAAAUGUUAACUGUAUUUUAAAGAUGAUGUAUAUCAUGAUGUUAUGAUGCUGCAGUAAACAUAUGAAUGAA
Ostrea edulis (European flat oyster) is the source of this 3926-nucleotide messenger RNA. Its product is annotated as copine-8-like. The transcript has 20 exons. The record is from RefSeq and is a predicted model, not a curated record. Lineage: Eukaryota; Metazoa; Mollusca; Bivalvia; Ostreida; Ostreidae. Gene Ontology annotation, biological process: cellular response to calcium ion. Gene Ontology annotation, molecular function: calcium-dependent phospholipid binding. The coding region runs from base 218 to 2035 and encodes 605 amino acids. Gene Ontology annotation, cellular component: plasma membrane.